Molecule: messenger RNA, 10756 nt
Organism: Chilo suppressalis (striped riceborer)
Lineage: Eukaryota; Metazoa; Arthropoda; Insecta; Lepidoptera; Crambidae
Source: the annotation of a GenBank genome assembly
AAAAAAUACACAUUAUACGAAACGCCGCCAUUUUGACAUUUGUUUAGCUUUGUGUUUCUUCAUAGAAAUUUUUGAGAAUUUUAUGCACUAAACUUUAAUGCAUUGAGUUUUUCGGUGAAUAAAAGUUUCCUUUAAAAAUCUUAUGCACAUUUUCAAAGAUAUCAGUCAAAAUCUGUGCGAUUAUGCGACGCAUAAAUCGAUGAUACUGCUGUGCCGCUUUUUUUAUUUUCGCGAUGCUAAUUUCUCAUUUGUUUUAUUUUAAAAGUGCUAAUAGUAAAGACAAACAAUUAUUAAAAUGACGUAAGAGUGUUCUGAAUGUGAUUUAAAAGUAUUGUACAUUCGAAAUGUUAGUAAAAGCUGUGAAUAAAAAAGGCGCGAAGUGUAGCUUGGGCCGUGUUACCGAAAUAAACUCUCCAAUGUUUUAUUGAAAUUUAAACAAAGACAUUACGAGCCCGCGUCGUGCUCACCGGCAUUUGUUAUGUAUGUAACUUUACUGUCAUGAAGACUAGUGGGCGAUACAGAUAAAUAUUUACAUUAUUGUAAAUUGAGUUCAUGUUAAGUUUUCUUCUGAACUUGCGAUGCGGUUAAGAAGUAGAAAAAGGGAGCGACCGCUCUCAUGCAAUAGAAGUUCACAGAAGGUCACUAAAUUCAAGAAGAAACCUGUCAAGCCGUUGUCUAAGCCAACAUCAGCUUGGACAAAGGUUGUAAAGCCAGAGACAACAAAUAAUGUUUUAUUGGCAAACGCCAAACAGUUUUGUGUUACUAGGUCACAAAAUUUGAAAACCAGGCCUGUGAGAACUAGACCCCUCAGAAGCAUGGAGAAAUUGGUUGACACUGCACACAAAGCCAAAACCAAGCACAAAGACGUCGCAAAGAAACCAAUCUUCCAAACUGUUGUACGUAGCACUACUAAAGAUUUGGUUAGCUCCUCGACGACUCUCAAAAAUCUUAAAACCACUCAAAAUGAUAAAAUAACUACGACAUCCAAGACUAAAGAUGUACGUACAACGAAAAGUGUACAGUUGCGGCACAGCUCACUAAAUCGUGAACUCAGAAAGACUGAAGUUAACACAGCUAUGAAUUCACCAAGAAAAACUAGAAGGAUGGAUAAGCCGGAUAAGUCUGCAUCGUUGAACAGUUCUCCUAUUAGAAAGGUCCGACAAUUAGGGGUUCCGUCCCCUAAAUUGAUAAAAGUAAGUUCUACUAAUGAAAGUCCUAAGAAAAAGGGGAAGGCUAAAGCUCCAGUUUUUCCUGAGAAUGGAAACUGGGCCGAAGAUAACGAUAUCACUAUGUAUGAGCCUCAUACUACAACUUUUGUUGAUUUUCCAACACCGAAGUCGGAUGAAUCGGAUUCCGAUGCUCACGUCGAGUCUUCUGAAUUAUGUCUUCCAAAUGAUUGCUUGAAUGACUUUAUUGCUAUUGCUGAGUGUGCUAGACUUAUUAAUGACAAUUUAGAAACCGAAGAUGAAGUGAACUUCCUUGCGGAUAAAGCAGCUAGAGUAAUGACUACUGAAAGAGAGGAUGUGAAGAAGACUUCUAGAACAAACUCUGUCGACAAACGUUUAAUUAAACGGAGGAAGUCCAGCAAUGACUUGGAAAUGUAUCAGCCAACAUCGACUACUGAUGAUUUGGACACUUGCACCAGCUUUUUGAGUAAUGGAGAGAAAUAUGUUCAGCCUGACUUCGUGGCCAUGUUAGAGCAGGAUAGCUAUGUCCGAGACUCUGAGUGCGAGAUAUCUUCAACGUGCGAUACGCAGGGUACUGCUAUAGAGAGCUUGGAAGCUUUGUCAGCUAGGAGCCCUAGUUCCGGGUUCUUGGCUGAAAUCAGCCAAAGCUUAGCUGCGGAAGCCGCUGGAUGGAAUGGCUCUGAUAUAGUUGCUGAUGACUCUUCGCUAGCAUGUCACGAUGAGCAAACGCCUUCGGAUAUUGAGGAAGAGGCAGCCGAUGUGAUAUCUUCAUGCAGCAAUAGAGUUGACUGCGAACAAAUAUCUUCUUGGGUGGACGCUUUUGACCCGUACUUGUUCAUAAAACAGUUACCCCCAUUGGAGACUGUGGCAACGGGUGCUUUAAGAGCUCGCUACCCUGCCUUACCUUUGAAGACUAGAACCAGCCCCGACUUCAGUUUGGUUUUAGAUUUGGAUGAAACAUUAGUUCAUUGUUCUCUACAAGAAUUGCCAGAUGCAAGUUUCCAUUUCCCCGUGUUGUUCCAAGACUGCCGAUACACUGUAUUCGUCCGUACUCGUCCGCAUUUCGCCGAAUUCUUGUCGCGCGUGUCCCGCCUCUACGAGGUGAUAUUGUUCACCGCCAGCAAGCGAGUCUAUGCGGAUAGACUGUUAAAUCUGCUGGAUCCAGCUAGAAGGUGGAUAAAAUAUAGACUAUUCCGUGAACAUUGUUUACUUGUGAACGGGAACUACGUGAAGGACCUGUCGAUAUUAGGCCGCGAUCUCAGAAAAACUGUUAUAGUCGAUAACAGUCCGCAGGCAUUCGGCUAUCAACUGGAGAAUGGCAUUCCAAUAGACAGUUGGUUCGUAGAUCGCAGCGACAAUGAGCUACUGAAACUGCUGCCAUUCCUAGAGAAUUUAGCUACGAAAGACGACGUCAGACCGUACAUCAGGGAUAAAUAUAAACUUUUCAGCUACCUACCACCGGAUUAAAGUAAUGUGGCAACACAAAUAUAUUUGUUUUUUGUGAACACUACACAUUAUGGGUCUUUCUGCAUCGCGAAAUUUGAAAAAAUCCUUCACUGUCACAAAAAGUUAUAAAUCAAAUAUCUUUAAUAUUGUUUUUAUUUUUAUUUUUUUUAGCAUUUAACUGCUAGAUGUUUAUAUCUAAAGAAAAGUUUUAAUAGAAAAAAAUCCACGCGAACCAGGCAGCAGACGGGACUCGAACCCGCGCCCUUCGCUAUCCGGGCGAAUGCACUGACCAAUUAUGCUACCGCGGCCCUGACGGUCGCGUCGAAAUUUUCCUAUCCUUAAGCUGCAAGGCAGCGCCAUUUCUUCGCAUUGUAGGUAAACCACAAUGUCAAAUGAAUACUUUUUCAAGUAUUAAAGAUUUGAAAGAAUAUCAGUGCAUUAGCCCGGAUAGCGAAGGGUUCGGGUUCGAGUCCCGUCUGCUGCCUGAUCCCCGUGGAUUUUUUUAUAUUAUAACUUUUCUUUAAUAUUAUUAAAAUAAACGAUACGGAUGAGUUUGAAUUUUCAUCAAAGUUACAACUUCCUCACUCCAGUUCAUUAUAUUGUUUCAUUUAUUAAUUUUAAUGGUCAAAAUCUCUGAUGAAACAUUAAUGAAUAUAAUAUGAAAUGAAAUGCCAAAUUGACAGAUUGUAUGCGAGUUUGGAAAAUGGCCAUUUGAAAGAACCAUCAUUAUUGUGAAAUUGAAGAAUUCUUAAAUGAAACUAACAUACUUAACAAGUUUCACCCAAUGUCACCAUUUGAGACCCCUUGUUCUGUUCAAUGUAGAGUACACUCUUUGCUUAAUCUGGUUAUGUUAUAAAUAGUUUUAAAUUAAAAAAAAAGACGGGUUGCACUCCGGGAGUGCCAGCAGAAGUGAAAACUUGAAUAUUAACGUUGUGCAUUUUUGAUAUUUUGGAAUGGUUAGGGAAUAAUUUUGCACGAAUUGCUUUAAUUAUCAGUAUAAAAGUACUAUCAUAUAUUUGGUAGAAUACAAUAUUUAUUUAUUGCGCUAUCGUACACAAACAUGACAAUUUAUAUUACAUUAAAAAAGUUUAUCUCUCAGAAAAAUCAACUUACACGAAUCACGUUUAAGCGCACUUAGCGACAUCUAUUGUAAAGAAAAUGCAUUUUCUUCGCAAUAAAGCUGCCACGUGGGCAUCCUAGAUAGAGACUUAUUAUUAUAAUACGGUAAAAUAAAAGAUUACUAUGUUUGUCCAAUAUAUUGAAAGUCACUACCUUUCCAAUUUUAUUGUGUGUCAUGAUGCGAUCAGCACACGUGUUUAACCUGACGCGAGUUUAACAUUUUUUACCCAUACAAAAAAAAAGUGUACAACGCCGCUAAAGAAGUUUUGACUUCAAAAAAAUAUGUUUCCAAAAUAAGUAUUCAAUAAAAAUGUUGGUAUAUUUUUUAUCAUAAUCGUUAAUCAAUCGUAUAAAACUACAAAUUUUAAAUGACCUUGUAACUGAUAACCUGAGAUACAGGAUCUUUCCUAGUUCAGGUAUCAACUUGCCAUAAUCUUGUAUCGCCUUGUAUUGAAACAUUUUGCUUCUGUUAACCCAAUAGAUUAAGGUAAGGAAUAAAUGAUUUAAUAUUUAUUAUUAUAACUAUUUUAACAACCAGUAAAUUUUCAAAAGUCUUUUGAAGGUAGCUCGACAAAGUAAAUAAAAAAUCAUUAUUCUGACGAUGCAGACCUGAAAAGGCUGCGAAACGUCAAAAAAGAAAUAGAGUUCGUGCAUUAACCCGUUAAAACUAGUUUUAUUUAACCAGUAAAUAUCAAAAUUUCUACAACUGAUAUUGAAUCUUAAACUCUACUACAAAGAUUAAAAAAUCUGUUCAAUAAUAUUGAUAAUUAUAUGCAGUCGUAGAGGCUGUGUUUAUUUUAAAUACAAAACAAAUUUGCAUAUAUUUUUGUUGAAGAUGCAGAAAGUCUCAUUAUAAUGUUUUUACUAUCAUCAAUAAAUAAUUAAAAAAAUAUUAUGUAAUAAAUUUCAACAGAAAUAUUUAUUAAUUAUUGCGAAAUUCGAUGAUAAUAAUGCGAUCGGUUUUUAUAUUAGGCAAUGACAUUCUAAAUUAAAUAAUAUAUAAUAAUUGGUUAGUUAAUUUAUUAUUGAAAAUAACAGUGUAUUAAGGUGACAUACAUAAUUAAGGAAUUUGUUCAUAUUAUAACUGAACUUGCAUAUUUUGGUACGAUUUUUGUUGUUUUCAAAAUCUGUGAUUAAUAAUUAUAUUUUUUAAUUGUUUUCCUUCUUUUUUAAAUUAAAUUUUAUCAUUGACAGGUACCAAAGACUGGACUUCAUCAUAUGUUUUACUAAAAGUAUUUUUUUACUAUGUAUAACAUUACGUAUGUAUGGUGUUAUUUUUUUUAUUAUUAAUGUAUUUUUUGACAUAUUUGCUGUGCAGUCUUAAAUAAAAAUUAAAACAUUAUGAAAAUACAUUAUAAAGGAUAAACGUGUGAAUGGAUUUAUUUGUAUUAAGUUGAUUUUUGAAGUUGUUUAAUUUAAAAUUUUAAUAUUUAGGUGCUAUAUCGAAUAGUUCUUUUUUAUAUGGAAAAAAUGUAGAUUUGAUUUCAGAUUUAUUGUUUAUAAGUUUAAAAUCAAAUCUGUAUUUUUGAAAUAAUAUUUUUAUUAAUUAAUAAGUUUAUUUUUUUACGUCCAUUCUAUUUAAGUAAUAAUUUCACUUAUAUCGACUAUUAUUGUAUCUCUGUGUUUUCUUCUUAUAGUUUAUAAUUGAAAUUGUUUUGUAAUUGCAUUUUCGACUCUUAUUUUUAAAGUAAUGAAGGUAAAUAUUGCAUAAGCCUUGUAAUGAAUGAGAUGGAAAUUAUGAGGAAUAAAAAGUAGAUAGUUAUAAAUAUCAGUUAAUAAUAUCCCUUAGAAUUUAAAAAUGUAUAAUAAUUAACAUGAUAUUAAUUAGAUUAUUUCAUAAUUGCGCAGUCGUGAACGUCUUUAGAAAAUAAUUCUUAAGUGUGAACAGAUUGUAUGUGAAAUGGGAUCGAAGCUAAAUUUGUUGAAUUCAGUCAUCCUUUCUCAAGUAAUGUAAUGUUAUUAAAGUUUAAUUACGAAGGAAACGUUGUUAUCUACACAAAUAUUAUGAAUGCGAAAAUAUGUCUGUCUGUUAUCUCAUCACGUUUAAACAGACGAACCGAUAAAGGUGAACUUUGGUAUAGAGAUAGUUUGGUUUCCGGGAAAGGAUAUAGGAUAUUUUUCAAUUGCCCUCAACUGUACACAAUUCGGGACAGAUGGGAUUUUUCGUAUCGUCAUUGGUCCCAAUUUAUUUAAUAAAUGGGGACAGAAGGAAAUGUAAUAUGCGCCACGGGUUAGGGUAUUGAAGUAUGUUUUUUUUAUAUUCCCAAUUGCCUUCAACUGUACACAAUUCGGGCCAGAUGGGUUUUUUCCUGUCAUCAUUGGUCCCAAUUUAUUUAAUAAAUAGGGAAAGAUGGAAAUGUAGUAUGCUCCACGGGUUAGGGUAUUGAGGUAAGAUUUUUUUAUAUUCCCAAUUGCCCUUAACUGUACACAAUUCUGGGCAGGUGGGAUUUUUCUUAUCGUCAUUGUUCCGGUUUUUUUUUAAUAAAUGGGGACAGACGGAAAUGUAAUAUGCUCCACGGGUUAGGGUAUUGAGGUAUGAUAUUUUUAUAUUCCCAAUUGCCCAAUUGCCCUCAACUGUACACAAUUCGGGGCAGAUGGGAUCUUUCUUAUCGUCAUUGGUUCCAAUAUUUUUAAUAAAUGGGGACAGAUUGAAAUGUUAUAUGCUCCACGGUGUAGGGUAUUGAGGUAUGAUUUUUUUAUAUUCCCAAGUGCCCUCAACUGUACACAAUUCGGGGCAGAUGGAUUUUUUCUUCUUAUCGUCAUUGGUCCCAAUUUUUUUAAUAAAUGGGUACAGAUGGUAAUUUAAUAUGCUCCACUGCUUAGGGUAUUGGAUCAGGGUAGGCAAUUGUGCGACUGAUAAUUUUGUGAAAACUCUUCCUCUACCAAUCUAUUAUGGAUGUGUUUCAAAAGCGUAUACAUAAUUUUUAGACAGAAAUAGGCGAAAAUAAGCACACAAAGAGUUGUAUUUCAUCAUUAUGAUUUUAAAUAUUAAAUUAAAUACGUAUGACGACCGCCGUGGCCGAGUGGUUUGUACGCCGGGUUUCAUGGUUUCGCCGACUCGAGAGGUCCCGGGUUCGAAUCCCGGUGGGGGCAAAUGUUUGUGUGAUGAAUACGUGCAUUUGUACUCCAGUCAUGGAUGUUUAAUAUGUAUUUCUAUAAAAAUGUACUUAUAUAUGUACAGUAUAUGUAUUCUUAUCCGUUACCCUAGUAUCCCAUAACACAAACCUUACAGUGCUUACUUUGGGGCUAGGCUAAUUGGUGUGAGUGUUGAAAAUAUUUAUUAUUAUUACGUAAGAAAGAGGCUACUCUAAUUCAACGAUAAACGAAAUGGCGAUCGAAAUUUCGCACGUUUGCUAACAUGUUUCUUAUUGUUUUCUUUAUGCGUUUGUCCGAAAAUAGUUUGAGGACCUCUACGAAAAAUUUAAUUUGACCAUUUGUCGGUCGAAUUUUAUCUUCAAUUUGAAAUGAUUUGCGUUUGAACUCGAAAAAGAGUAGACCUCCUAAUGUUGUAUUAGGCUGAAAGAAAAAUAUAAGUGAUUUUCCAUUGAUAAAAGAUACAUUAUCGUUAGAUCAACAACUGCCUAUAGUGUGUUAUCGAUACAAUUAUUGUUAAUAAAUUAUAUCGACAACCUGUUCUGAUAAAGAAAUCAAAAAAGCGUAAGUACGAUAAUGCCAUUUGAAAGUCAACUGUUUGUUUAGUUUCGUUGACUUUUUGCAAUCUUCCUUAACACAAUGGGACAUCGUAAUACUUUUGAAGAACGACAUCGGUUUUAAUCUAAAUCUUUUAACUUUUACAGUUUUUUAGGGCAGAGAUGAUAAUAAAAACUUUUUAUAAACGCGACAAUAUGUCUGUGUUUUUUUUAGGUUAAAUACACCGACUUCACAAUUAUUAUUUAGCUACUUACUUAGCUUGUUGACUAUCAAAUGAAGGUUCUUCUUUUGCUUAAGGUAUAUUACAGAACUAUGCCUAAGUUGUUUUACUAUUCGAAGUCCAGCCAAGCUAAGCCUUAAGAGUUUUCAAUGUUUUGGAAGAUUAGCUUGUCCCGAUACAGGUGGACCUCUUUAAGAUGCUGAUUUAUUGUUAGGAAAUUAUUUAAAAGGCUCGACUUAAAACCGAUUAUAUUCCAUUUACGUGUCAAUAUAAUAUUUUGAAGUUAAAACUAGCUUUUCUGAUAUUUGAUAAAUGCUAAUUUAAGCUACCGUAUGAGCUUCCUACCCGCGGUGUUCCCUCGAAGCUAUAGACGAGACUUAAUAAGAUUGUUCCACGAAUGGAAAUAGGCGAAAAAACCACUAAAAAUCAGGUGACCCAUCUUCUCGUCUGCUUACGAAAGCUAUAAAACAAUAAUAAAAUAUAUCAAAUGGUGGAAAAAUCAUCAUGUCCUUCUUCUUCAUCGUCGUUUCCUCAUGGCUGAUGGUCGUGACCUUUCAGGACAGCACAUUUCACCAACGAUCUCCAGACCGUUCUGUGUUCUGCAAGGCGGAUGGACGCCUGCAAUUUGUCAUUCGUAGUUUCUUUAACUAUGUCCAACCACCGGGAUGGAGACCUGCCCCUACUCCUUGCCUUCCACGUUUACCACGACCAGAAGGUUUUCAAAAUUAUCUGGGCUUCUCCUUGCUACGUGACCGAAGUAUCAUCAUGUUAGCUUAACAUUAAUUAUUUCACAACAACGUGUCACUCAUAUUUAAACAUCGCUGUUUUUAAACUUGAUAACGAGACAUGAAAGCAUUAAGAUAAAUUCGGUGCAUCAAUAUAUCGUAUCAUGUGUUUAUUACGCUCAACGUUAUAUUAUUCUUAAAUGAUCUUGAACCUUAUUUAACAUACGUUAAAGUUGAAAAUCGGUCAGGUAUUCAUAACCGGAUCUAUUGUGUUUCGAUUUUUUUCUAAUGUUAUCUUAAUAAUUGUAUAUUUAUGGUUUUUCAGUGGAAUUGCUUUUUGAUUUAGUAAUGCAUAUAUUUAUAUGAUAAUAACAAAACAACAAGGAAAUUUUAUUUUUCAGUUUUUAGUAGCGACAAAUAGGUCAAAAUUGCAAUACUUUUAAUAUUAUAUCUAAACGUUAACAGUAAAGACUUUGUUAUCUACUAUAUAAAAAUAAGUCGGGUUUUCCUUCCUGACGCUAUAACUCCAGAACGCACGAACCGAUUUCCACGGUUUUGCAUUCGUUGGAAAGGUCUCGGGCUCCGUGAGGUUUAUAGCAAAGAAAAUUCAGGAAAAAUUAAAAAAAAAUCGUUUUCUUUUAAUCACAAAACGAAAUGUUACAUAAAACGAAGCUAUCUGGUCGCGAAACGGAGUUCGCUGGGUUUGCUAGUUUUAUAUAUAAAAAAUUAGGUUCCAUACCAUAAUUCGGCAAAAAGGGAACAUUAAUAUGAUCACUUGGAUUUAUUUAUUUAGUUAUAAAUAAAUUUAUUUUUGGACCAAAGGCGGACUAAACUCUAAAAGCAUUCUCUGCCAACUCUGUUUUACUCUUUAUAUUCGGCAGCAUGCAUGAGAGUGAUAGCUUACAUUAUAAACGUAGGAAUUCGUGAAAAUCGUACCAAUCAUCAAUGUAAUAAAUGUGAUUUAAUUGAGGAGCUCGAUGGCGCAGGUGGCUAGCGCGUUCGGCUGCGAUCGUUGAAGUUAAGCAACUUUCGCAGUGGUCGGUCAUUGGAUGGGUGACCAAAAAUUUACUAUCUCGAGCUCCUCCGUGCUUCGGAAGGCACGUUAAGCCGUUGGUCCCGGCUGCAUUUUCAGUCGUUAGCACCCACCAAUCCGCACUGGGCCCGCGUGGUGGGUCAUGGCCUAAUCUCCCUAUACCAUCCAUAGGGAAGGCCUGUCCCCCAGCAGUGGGGACAUUAAUAGGCUGAUGAUGAAGUUGGUGAUUACAAAUGAAUAGACGAAUGGUAAGCCUGAGACGAAGUCGAGUGUUUACCAUAGUCCAGAAUUUGUAAAUACUAGACUUGCAACGAAUAUUCGGUUACUAUUCGGUAUUCGGCCUAUUAAGCUGUGGGGACAUUAAUAGGCUGAUGAUGAUGAUGAAUUGGGGGGUUCGAAUACCAAACACCGAUAUACCUAAAAUAUGAGCCGCUUGUAAAUUGCUUAAAAUUAUUAUAAAAUAUCUGAAUAUAUAUAUAUAUAUAAAUAUAUAUAUAUUUCACGAAAGAAGUCCUCAAAGAUAAGUUGGCAGCAGUUUUGACAAUACUUAAUUCUUUGUGUGUAUCGCUUAAACGAGUCUCCUAAAAUUAGCUUCAUUCGGUUUAAUAUAAAAGUACCACACACAUAAUUCACACAAAUAAUUUUCGUUGCUGCUUUUGCUUUUUCAUAGACGGGACAAAUUUAUAACUAAUUACAAAUAAAAAUUGUUUAUCGUAAAAUUAACGGUGUUUCCUAAAGUAGGCUUGCAUUCGUUGCGUAUUUAUUUAUUUAUUUCAGGAAAUCAACAGCAUUGUCUUAGUUCUGAUAACAUUUCGUAUCGUGUUCUACAUAACGUAGACUUUGAAUGUAACUUUGUCUCAAGAGUUUUAUGCUACCAAAAUCUUAGUUGCCUAGAUAUAUUUGUUAAUUAUUGGUAAUUAUUUUGUGUCGUGAAGUUACUGAAUUUUAAUAAGCUGACCUUUUAUUGAGGGUAGGAAGACUAUUCCCACUGUCCCUGAUAUUAGGUGAGGAUCACAUGGGAAAUUUCUGAUCAAUUGGGAAAGGCUGCCAGUAAAGACAAUUCCAAUUGUCCCUAAUUUUGGUUGAGAGGCAAAUGGGAAUUUUCGUGUCCAUUGAAAUAGAUAAAAUAGUCAUGGCAGGAGAAUGGAAUAGUAUUUUACAUGUAAUAUGAAGGACCUUGCAACUAAUUUGUCGACUAAUAUGCCUUCUAGGUUAUAGAUAAGCGAAAAUUCUCUAUGAUUCUUCAGUGAUAGCAUUAAGUUCAUAAUAGCGAACAAGGAUUUAUUUAGUAUUGUGUAAGAAUGUUUAAUCCAAUAAAAAGUAUAUUGUAUCGAAUAAUAUUUUUUUGUUUUAUUUCUCAUAUACCUGUUUCACG